Molecule: messenger RNA, 7428 nt
Organism: Aphis gossypii (cotton aphid)
Lineage: Eukaryota; Metazoa; Arthropoda; Insecta; Hemiptera; Aphididae
Product: homeotic protein spalt-major-like
Exons: 8
Coding region: 824-5677 (1617 amino acids)
Biological process (GO): regulation of transcription by RNA polymerase II
Cellular component (GO): nucleus
Molecular function (GO): RNA polymerase II cis-regulatory region sequence-specific DNA binding; DNA-binding transcription factor activity, RNA polymerase II-specific
Source: RefSeq, a predicted model, not a curated record
AACGCACACACCCGACGACGACGACGCGCCGCUCACACGGGCGUCCCGGCAGACCGCACUGUCGUUUCACUCGCCACUCCGCUGCCGAACGAGUCGUCGUGUCCGUCUCGCGCGCGCGUGCAAUUCGUUUUUAUUUUUACAACGUAAUAUAGCAGUGGUACGUUUUAUAAUAAUUAUUAUUUUUUUUUAUGUUUUAAUUAUUGCGUGAAUUACUUUUAAUUAUUAUUAUUAUUAUUGUUACGAUUAUUAUUUUUAUUAUUAUAAUUAUUUUCGUCGUUAUCGUUUCGCCGCAACGGACCGUCGGAAUAUAGCAAGUGCAGAUCUUAUAACGUUUUUACGCGUCUUACAUUUUACUCAUUUUUUUUCUUUCAAAUAAUUGACAUUUAAAUAAUAUUGUAAUAGUUUUUUUAUUUUUUUAUCGUUUUAAUAAUUUUUCGUUUCCGUGUCCGGAGUGUACGUAUAACGGCACCACCAGCAGUAUCGGCGAGAGUUGACCGGCACCCGGCGGUGUAGGUGCAGUCCUACCCCGACGAGAUGGAUUUCUGCGGCGGCAACGAGUCCGAUGAUGCCGCCGCAAUCGGUUCGUAGUGUUCGCGGAAAGUAACAUUUUUUCCAUCGUUUUCGGUAUUUUAAAAUCCGUUUUUUCACGAGGCUAAGCAGCAGUAGCGCCGCUACCGUUGAAACUGAAAACGCGCGUAUUUCCGCGUAAUUAUCUGCGAUAACCGUCAUAAUCGCAAUUCACACGAUUAACGUAAAUCCGCGUCGACCGUCGUUGCGUCGCUCAUUUUCGUCUCCGCACAAGAACUCUAUAACGGUCGUCCGUAUGUCCCGCAGAAAGCAAUCCAGACCGGUCAAGGUCCUCGAGGAUGGGACAGAGGAAGAGUGCAUCAGCGGUAUCCCUCGCGGAGAACCAGGUGCGGCUGUCGUUGUCAACGGGCACCACGUAUCCACGUCCACGCGUCGAUUUGAUGACGGUGCGACAUCCAUGACUUCGGACGAUGAAGACGACGAAGAAAACGGGCCGAUGCAUGGCGAAAAGUUGCCGAGAAAAUUGUCGAACACGUGCAGGCAAUGCGCCAUGGGAUUCCUGAGCUUUUCCGAGCUGUCAGAACACAACAAGACGUGCGUGCUCCGCACCGGAGUCGCGAACAACGCAGCCGACAACGAUUUUGACCACAGAAACGAUCACGACGAUACUGACGGCAUAGAGGACGACGACGAAGCAGACGACGACGAGGACGUCGUCGACGACACGGACGACAUGGACGACAUGGACGAUUAUCACCGUCACGGACACCACUUCAACGCUGCCGGUCUGCAGGCGAUGGCCGUGGCCGAUCUGAGGAGCGGACGUCACAACAAAAACAACAAUAACAAUAACAACAACAAUAAUAACAACAAUAAGGCUCACGAAGAGCAGCGCAGACAGCGACAGGACGCCGAGAACAACAACCGCCGUUAUGGCGGCGGUCUUCCAGAUUCCGCUGUGGUCGGCGGUGACGAAAUCGUGGCCAGCGGCGGUGGCAUGGCCGCCGAUGACUCGUCCGCGUUGGUGCCGGUCGGUUUCCCGUUCGCCGCAUACCAAGCUGCCGUCCAAGCUGCCGCCACCGCCGCGGCCGACGUGCCCGCGCUCCAACAGCCACAGCAAACGGCCGUCUCCACUCACACCAAUCACGUGACGCUCGAAGCGCUCCAACACACCAAAGUGGCUGUGGCCCAGUUCGCGGCCUCCGCGAUGGCUGUCAACAACGGCACCGUCAACCACCCGAACGUGCUGCAAGACUUGGCCAUCGUCAACUCGUCGUUGUACACAUUACAACACCAGCAGAUGAUGCAGAUCAGCCUCAUCCAACAGCUCAGCCAACAGUUGCAGAUAAGCCGUAGUUGCGGUGGCGCCGGCGGUACCGGAAGUAUCGACGGCACCCUGUCCGUGUCGCCUCCAAUGCUGAGCGACGGAAACGACGACGUGGUCUUGUCGGCCAUGGCAGCUGUUGCGGCGGCUUCGCCGAACGAACUACCCAUGUCGCUGAUGGCCAUGUCACGGAACAGCGCCGAAAUGUUGCACCAACACUUGAUGCAACAGCAUCAACAACAAGCCGGACGAUCGCCUCCUCUUCCGUCGGCCGUCCCGCAACAGCUGUUGCCCGCAGUCACGCCGAUUUCGAUUCCGGUCCCCGUGCCGAUGUCCGCGUCCGCUGCACAGUCCACUGGAGACUGCACCACGCAAACGCCACUGCUACAGCUCAGCCGAUCUCCUUCGCCGUCCACAUCGCGCUCGCCGACGCCCCCACCGGCGUCCAUCAUGAUGCCCGAAAUGCAACGCACCGGUUCGUCGCCACUGCAAGCCCUGCAAGGGUCCGCGGCACAAACAACGCUGUCGCCGCCGCAGCCACUCGCGUCCAACGCCGCCCAGACCGAGAGCGCCACUAAGCCUCCACCUCCGGCCGCCACAAUCCAGUCUGCACAGACACAGCCAUCUUCUUUUUCGGCGUCGACGUCGUUUUCGCUGACGCCAUACACUUCGUCACCGAUCGUAACGCAUAAUCAUUCCAUCCCGUCAUGUUCCGUUUCCUCGGCGUUCGCGUCGUCCAUCAUCACCAACACGGACCCAGAACCGUCGCCCAGCGAACCCAACUCGCUGGAAAAGCUGCAGCGCCGCGCUGCAGAAGUGUUGGAAAGCGCCAGCCAAGGAAUGAUGGCCGGCAAUCUCGUGGACGAGCUCUCGUUCAGAAAGUGCUCUGGCAGCGGUGGCAAAGGCAGCUCACUGUCACCGUAUGACGGUAAAUCUGCCGGUGGUGGAAGCCGAGGAGACAACUUUUACAAGCACAGGUGUCGGUAUUGCGGCAAGGUAUUUGGCAGCGACUCGGCUCUUCAAAUACACAUCAGAUCGCACACGGGCGAACGUCCGUUCAAGUGCAAUGUUUGCGGUAGUAGGUUCACCACCAAGGGUAACCUCAAAGUCCAUUUCCAGAGACACACGUCAAAAUUUCCUAACGUUAAAAUGAACCCUUUGCCGGUUCCCGAACACUUGGACAGAGACUUCCCAGCGCUGAUGCCACCGCACUUGAACCAGAGUCCACACCACCAGAAUGGCGGCUGCAACUCACAAAUGCCGACCAGUUCCACUGGCGCCGUUACACCGCGGUCUCCGCUGUCUCAUUCGUUUUCCAUGGCAUCAUCCGCCUCGUCAUUCCCGACUGCUCUAUCCAAUCUAUUCCGACCAAGUGGCAGCCAUCAUGGCCAGCGACAACAGCAUCAAUCGUCCUCAACAGACAUAGCCCUUCCAUCAAACAUUCAAAUGCAACAACAGCAGCCCGCUGAACAGUUACUAAUGACAAACCAACAUCAACAACAUCAUCACCAACAACAACUUAACAUUCACCAGCAUCACCACAAGCAGCAGCAGCAACACCACAUGUCAAAUAAUCACUCGUCAUCGCUACAACUAUUUCAGUUCAAACGUGAACAAGAGCAACCCGAAAACUUGAGCAAACCCUUGAACGCUGGUUGCUCGUCACGUGAAUCGUCUAUGCUGUCUCCUGCGCAGCUUUCUGAAUCCAGUAUGACGCGCAACAACAAAGAUGACCCUACAUCAUCCGAGUACAUCGACGAUAUGGCCGUGGACAUCGACUCGGCUGACGCCGAUGGACGUCAGCAUGACAUUGACGCCAACACUGACGAAUUUAGUGUUGAUACCAAGUACAGUGGUGAAGAGGAACGGACCAACAGCCCCGCUAUGAAUGACGGGUUGCAAGACCAACCUGAAAACCUAUCCAACAAAAGUGGUAGAGUAAUGAUUUCCAGCCCGCCAAUUAUCACUUCAGACGAGUCAUUUUCGCCAAGGCCGAGGUCCUCGUUAUCGCGACACCGUGAUUCUCGGGGCGCAUCUCCCGUAUCGAUGUCGUUCCACAACAGCAGAUACUCGCCACCUGGCGCUCUAGAUUUAACACCAAAACAGUCGGCAUUGACCACCACUGCUAAUCAUAUCAUGUCCGCGUAUUUGCCACCGGCGUUCGCUGGGCUCAUGUCAGGUUCCGCCAAUUCUACUGCCGGACUUCCGGGCCACGGACCAUCAUUCGGACCAUCCGCUGCUCGAGGAAAUACCACGUGUAACAUCUGUUUCAAAACGUUCGCGUGCCACUCUGCUCUCGAGAUCCACUACAGAAGCCAUACCAAAGAGCGACCAUUCAAAUGUACCGUGUGCGACCGAGGAUUUUCGACAAAGGGUAAUAUGAAACAGCACAUGCUAACGCAUAAGACUCGUGACAUGUCGUCGACGGGCGCCGGUGGAGGCAGCUCGUCGAACAACAUGUUCGACGGCAACAAUUCGACUAGCUGCGGUCACGACGACACGAGCAACGCGAGCUCCGAAAGCCGGGACGCGGCCCAGCAUCAUUUGCAUCACCAACAGCACCAGAUGCACCAGAUGCAUCAUCAGCAGCAGAUCAUGCUUUUGAGCGUAGCGGCACAAAACGCCGCAGCCGCCGCGGCUGUGGCAGCGGUCACGGGAUCAUCGUCAUCAGGAACAGCUACCAGCGGAGUCGGAUCUCGAUCUCUGCCACCACCGCCGCCACCGCCGCCGCCACCACCGCCGGUUGUAUUGCAACAGCCUACAAAUGGUUUGAUGCCCGCGGUGUCCAGUAGCGCGACUACGAUAUCGGCAAACGCUUCCACGUGCACCGGGCCUUCGUUGACCAGUACCGCGGUCCAGUCGGUGGCCGACUUGUCCCCGCCACCGGUGCAACAGCGCGCCGCAUCUGCUCAGACGCCCCCGUCACAACCACCGUCGACCAAAUCCUCAAUCCAGCCAGUAGUUACACUGUCCGUGCCUACCGUCGGCCAACAGCAUCAACAGUACAAUGCCCCAGGCUCCGGUUCCAGAAAACCGCCACCCGCGACCGAGGGCGGUAUGUCGUCUUCCUCGUCAUCAUCACCGAAACGCCCAUUGGCAGAUCCUGAAGCUGGCCUGCCGUCGGCCAAGAGACAAGCAAGUUCACCCAAACAUUUGUGUCAGGUGUGCAACAAGAACUUUUCUUCGUCCUCCGCACUACAAAUUCACAUGAGGACUCACACUGGUGAUAAGCCAUUUCGUUGCACGGUGUGCAUGAAAGCUUUCACGACCAAAGGCAAUCUCAAGGUGCACAUGGGAACACACAUGUGGACAAAUGGAACAUCCAGGAGAGGGCGAAGAAUGUCGCUUGAACUUCCGCCUUUGCAAAUCGCCAACAAUGUAAAAGAAACUGACUUCCUCCAACGUAGACCAGAAAUCUAUUAUCAUCCAUUUCUUCCCAGUCCUUUUUUAAAUGGAAUUCACCAACAAAAGAUCAAUGAGAUAUCUGUAAUCCAGAACGUUAACAGCAACGUCAACAAUCGCAUUCUCAGUGGAUUUGGUAAUUUCGGAGGUGGUGGUACGUUUCCUGGCGAUAUGAUGAAACAGGAGCAAAGCAUCGCCGCCGACAAACAGAACAACGUCAUGUCUUCGUCUUCGUCUCCGCCGUCCCAUCACAUGAGGACACCGCCGCUUUGGGACUUGCACUAUGAUCGGCAGACAGCCGUCAACCAUAAGUCCGCCGAUGACCAUCAGCUCAACAACUGCGAACACCAAUCGCCACAAUCGUCACCGAUAGCGCACACAAACCACAUUUCUCAGAACCGCACUGAGGGUUUGGCUACAUAACAUUUACUCGAGUAUUUGCGUUUUCAUCGAUGAUAAAACUCAAAUCGUUCAUUAUUAUUAUUAAUAAUUAUCAUUGUGAUUAUCAUCAUUAUUUUUACUAUUAUCAUUAUUCUUAUUAUUAUUAUGUUAUUAUUAUUUUACUAGUAGUGUAUCGUACUAUAAUCUUUUUGUUUUCAAUGACUUGACGUCAAUACGUCAUGAUAAUGUUAUAAAUAUAAGACGCUAUUGAGCGACACGAAACAAAAUUAUCGCAGAACUGCUGUCUGUUGGUCCCCAUGACUUUGUGAAACGUUAUAGGUUCCUACUCUAAACAGAAAUAAAACUAAAGUAUUGAAAAACAUAUUGUCAGAAUGAGUUUUUUUACAUGUUAAAAACGCUGAAAUUAAUGUCUACAAAAUAUUUAAUUUUUAAUUUUUUAAAUUUUUUUUUAUUGUAUUAGAAUUGAUUUUAAAAAAUAUUUUGUAAACACCAUAUUUUUCUUGCAAAACAUAAAAAAAAAAAAAACGUUUCUGACAGUAUUUAAAAAAAAUAAAUAAAUAUUUUUCUUUUAUUACUGUUAGAGCAAAUUCCAAUACAAAAAUGUAUCGAUCAAAAACUCGACAUAGUAGCUUUUGGUCGAUACAUUUUUGUUCUAACCACGACAGAAUAAUGAAAUCUUGUUCAAAAAUUUGCUCGGCGUCCACAUUAACUAUAAUAUUAUAAUACAAGGAUAUUUUACUCGAUUUUCAUCUAAUUAAAUUGUUCAUCAUUAUUUUCCGAUACACAUGGUAUAUCCGUGACUAAAAUGAUUCUUAUAAAUUAUAAUACUAUACACUACGAUGAAGUCGACCUAGACACUGGUCAAUAACUAGUUUUGAUAAACAUGUCUUUAAAACUAUUGAAUAAGUCGUGUAUAAGAUAUUUUGACAGUUAAUAAUGAAUAAUUAUUAUUGAAAACAAUAACACAAAGUUUCAUCUAAUUACAUUAUUAUAUGUACCUAUGUAUUUAUUUACCAUUAUCUAUUAAUUUUUUAUUUUUAACGAUCAAAUUAUUUGAAUGUCUUAUUGUUUUAUGUUUGUAUCAUCGUUUAUUAUUCAUGUGUUAGUAUCAUUGUUUAUUAUUAGUAUAUCCUAUGUAUUAUUUAGUGAUUAUAGUUAUCAUUUUUGUGCUUUCCUUUUGAAAGAACCAUUUGUCCCUAUUAUUAUUAUUAUUUUUUUUUUAUUAUUGGUAGGUACUAUUUAUAAUUAUUUACUUAUCUUUAUUGGAGUAAUAAUUUAUUACUGAAUACCUUUUAUUACUACCAAUAAUGAUUUUUUUUUUUUUUUGACAUCAUAAUGCAAUACAUACUAUUGUAAUGUUUUUUUUUUUUUUUUUUCAUUUAAAUGUGUAUUGAUUAUGAUGUCUUUUUUUUUUUUUAAACCUUUACUGAUUAUAAGUGAUUGACCUAUUAAUAAAAUAAAUAGUGUAGAUUAGGUAAUUAUUAGCAACAAACAAUAAUACUAUGUUAAUUUUAAUUAAUUUAUUAAUAUUAAUACUAUAACUAGAAUUGUGUGUUUUACUAUUAAUAUUUAUUUAUUAUGUUUUAAAAAGUAUUAUUGUAUGGAAAAUGUAUCAUGCAUAUCUCUGGGUAUAUCAAAAUACCAAAUCAUGGUGCAGUUUUUGCUAGAUUUUAAGCAUUACUAUUAUAAUUUUAACUAUGAUUGCCAGUUGGUUCAUUUGUUUGACUGGCAUCAGAUUAAUAAUCUGUUAAAAUAAAUGCUUUUAAAUAUAA